Molecule: messenger RNA, 2353 nt
Organism: Drosophila innubila
Lineage: Eukaryota; Metazoa; Arthropoda; Insecta; Diptera; Drosophilidae
Gene: bru3
Product: CUGBP Elav-like family member 4
Exons: 13
Coding region: 468-1733 (421 amino acids)
Biological process (GO): mRNA splice site recognition; regulation of alternative mRNA splicing, via spliceosome
Cellular component (GO): nucleus; ribonucleoprotein complex; cytoplasm
Molecular function (GO): mRNA binding
Source: RefSeq, a predicted model, not a curated record
GUUUAAACAAAACAUAAUUAACACAAACGAAAAUAAUUAAAGUUUAUUAUUGUUGAAAUUAAAACGCAACCACAAUAAAUACGCGUGUGUUUAAAUACUGGAAAACACAGAUAAGAUAAAUUAUAUACAACACGCACACAAAAACAAAAAUUAUAUACAUUGAUAAAAAACAAAUCAAUACAACAACGUCAAAAAAUAAGAAUAAAAAGCUAAUCAAAAAUCAAAGGAACAUACAAAAAAGUAUAUAUCCUAUAUCCAACUGAGAGCAACUCAAGUGCAAACAAGAAAAAAAAACGCAAAAUCAAAAGUGUAAAAAAAAAAAUUGAAGUAGAAAACAAUUGAGCUAAAUAAAUUAGAAAAGAAAAACUUAAGAAAAAAUCAAAAAGAAAAUACGAAUAAGCAAAAAGAGAUUUCUCAAAUUGUUAUUUUCUCGCAAAGGCGCAACGUUCAAGAGCAAAUCGUUCCAUAUGGUUCAUAUUAUUGAAUUGGUCGGCCAGCCGAAGGUUGAGUUUGCUCAACAAGUUACUGUAAGUUGCCAUCAUCCAUUAAUACCACCAGUCAUCAAAUUAAUGAACCGUGCUUUACAGCUGAAGCCAGCUGAAAAUGAAAGUCGCAGCGAGCAUUUAGAUCGCAAGCUGUUCGUUGGCAUGCUCAGCAAACAACAAACCGAAGAUGAUGUUAGACAAAUUUUUCAUCCAUUUGGCACUAUAGAGGAGUGCACCAUAUUGCGGGGCCCGGACGGUGCUAGUAAAGGCUGCGCUUUCGUUAAAUUUGGUUCGCAACAGGAGGCUCAGUCAGCUAUAAGCAACUUACACGGAAGUCAAACUAUGCCGGGUGCAUCCUCCAGCCUGGUUGUCAAAUACGCCGACACGGAGAAGGAGCGACAAAUAAGACGCAUGCAGCAAAUGGCCGGUCAUAUGAACCUAUUGAAUCCUUUUGUCUUUAAUCAAUUUGGACCAUACGGCGCCUACGCACAGCAACAACAGCAAGCGGCUCUGAUGGCCGCCGCGGCCACAGCACCUGGCUCGGCAGCUGCCUACAUGAAUCCAAUGGCCGCAUUGGCAACUCAAAUACCUCAUGGCCUAAAUGGCACCGGACAGCCGCCGUCUCUGCCAUCGCCGACGAUGCCCAACUUCAACAUGGGCGCCAAUACGCCCAAUGGUCAACCAGGUGGCGCCGCAGCAGCCGCUGCUGCCGCUUCAGUUGCGGAUGGUGUCUUCACGAAUGGCAUUCCACAAACGGCAUUCCCACAUCCGCUGCAUCUGACCAUACCACCACAAGGUUUGCCAAAUGGCGAUGCUGCUGCACUGCAACAUGCCUUCCCUGGUUUGCCACCAUUUCCAGGAGUUGCCUUUCCCGCCGUCUAUGGACAGUUUCCACAAGCUUUACCACCUCCCCUAGCGGCGGUUGCACCCACUCAGCGUGAAGAUUUUCUGAUGUUCCCAGGAUGCUCUAUAUCUGGUCCGGAGGGCUGCAAUCUAUUCAUCUAUCAUUUGCCGCAAGAGUUUGGUGAUGCAGAGUUAAUGCAAAUGUUCCUGCCAUUUGGCAAUGUGAUCAGCUCCAAGGUCUUCAUCGAUCGUGCUACCAAUCAGAGCAAAUGUUUCGGUUUUGUUUCAUUUGAUAACCCCACCAGCGCUCAAGCGGCCAUUCAGGCCAUGAAUGGCUUCCAGAUUGGCAUGAAAAGACUGAAAGUUCAAUUGAAGCGGCCAAAGGAUGCCAGUCGACCUUAUUAACAAUCGGAGUUCCUCAAGCGUAACUUACAUCAACAACAACAACAACAACAACAACAAUUACAACAUAAUGCGACAACAACUACAGCUUCAGUAGCAACAAGAGGCGAACCGACAGCAGCAACAACAACUACAACUAAUCUUUGCAACAGAUUUAGGCCACAAUUAACCAACGAUCGUAACACAAAUUCUAAUUCAAUACCCUACACUUUUGCCAGUUGGCGCAGCGGUACCUAUUGUUAUCGCUAUAGCGCCAAUAGCAAUAGUAACAACAGCAUCAGCAAUAAUAACAACACUAACAACAUAAGCAGCGGCAACAACAACCACAACAACAGCAACAACAUUAACUUCAACAUCAGAAGCGACAACAAUAAUUCGUACACGAAUGAAAAUAAUAACUAUUCCAAAGUUGAGCUGGUCGAAAAACUGUUCUUGUGGCAACAACAAAAGCGAAAAGUUUAGCAGCAACAACAAAAGAACCAUCAUGAAUCAACUUUUUAAAGGAUGAACUUCAGCAAUGGAAAGCGAAACUAAGUCCCAGCAUUAAAAUUAUACACAUAUCCAUAUUUAUGGAUGAACAAAAAACACUAAAAAAUGGUAAACAAAAAAUGUAUUAAAAAAAA